Molecule: messenger RNA, 858 nt
Organism: Radiomyces spectabilis
Lineage: Eukaryota; Fungi; Mucoromycota; Mucoromycetes; Mucorales; Radiomycetaceae
Exons: 1
Biological process (GO): regulation of DNA-templated transcription
Molecular function (GO): zinc ion binding; sequence-specific DNA binding
Source: RefSeq, a predicted model, not a curated record
UUGGCAAAAGAAGAUCAUAUCUAUCGCUUGAACCAUGUGCUCAACACGCUGUUCCGUUUCAACUUGCAUCAAUUUGACCAAGACAAACUUCACUCUGCCGUCGCCUUGGCCAAUUAUUUGUUUGACACCGCGGGCCUGGAUCAUCUUAAUUUACCUCGACCUCUACUGAUCAACACCAAUGCGAGCGAUAUGCAGCAACAGCAACAGCAGCAGCAACAGCCAGCUUUGUACUCCACGUUGUGCCUUUUACUGCAUGCUCCACGUCCUUCCAAACUCAAGCCCAUGUGUCACAACUGCAACACCAAACCGGCUUCUAGGCGCAAACUUUGUGUCGCCUGCUACCGAUACCAGCUGAAGCACGGUGAAGCGCGACCUUUGCGAUUGAUUGUGGCCAAUCGACCGGGACCCACGCGUGUGCAGGCGUCAUCGGCUUCAUUCUCAUCCGUCAUGGAGUCCAACCAUUCACCGCGCUCGACUUCCAGUCAACUGCCCGUUGUCUUUUACUCACCCAAGAUGUCGGCCCCGUCUCGUGCUCAGAAAUUUUGCGCCAACUGCGGGGUCCAGGAAACCCAUCAAUGGUAUCGAAAUUUGUGUGGUUCAGGUCAUUGGUGCGAAACCUGCAAAAGCUACUAUCUCCGCCACACCAAGGUUCGACCUCCGGAAUUGUUUGUCAAAGCGGCCAAACGGAAAGUCGAUAUUCGCACGCUUGUCAACUGGUCGGCGUGGUCCUGGGAUGAAGCUUCGCCUGUCAGUAGCCCUACCAUUUCUGCCAGUUCGCGUCAAACGACGGCGGAAUCCCGUCGUUCGUCGGCUUCGUCUAUCACGUCGACCUCGACCGCGUCGUCCUUGUCGACUUGU